CUUCCUUAGACACGGAGAUGGAUUUAGGUAAUAAUGCUAUUCUGCAGAAAUGUUCAGCGGCUUAGAGUAGGUGUAGCUUUCGAGCAUCGGACUUCCCCACAUCAGAGAUCAGGGUUUAAGGGGGGGACAUCACAUUUCCUGCGUCGCCCUCAGAUAAUCGCCGGCGAUACAGUGGUGCGCCUGUAAGGUCUCUCUCGUGCUGAACUGACAGCUGUAAAAAACUGGGAGUGGAGAUUUUGAGGGCACAACGCCCGUUUUAGGAUCAGUAUUAACCGCAAGUGUCAGUCUAUCUUAUCGGAGAGCUAUUGCAAAUUUUCAAUUCAGCAAACUCGCCGGAAUGAAUCUUUUCUGGAGCUUGCAGUAUGAAAAGGAUUAAACAACUGAAAUAUCCAUUUAAAAUCUCCCCAUGACGCAGUUAAAUGACAGAAAUCCUGCUGUUCUAUUUAAAAAGCUGAAAAAAAAUUAAAAGGAUGUUGUCCAGGAUUUCCCAAGGAAAAAAACACAAUUCGACAUGGCUGUUUUUGAUGUGAUGUGGAAAUUAUUAAACUAAUUAAAUGAACUCAUUCGCUCUGGAUGCAAUGCUGUAAACAACGGAAUUUCACAUCUAUAAGUAAAGCCUAGCAGAGGAGGAUCAGGAUGAAAAGAUGGCAGCCAUGCUUCUACCAACCGGACCCGAAGGCUUGCGGCAGUUCACUCGCGAAUCCUUGGCUGUCAUCGAGCAGCGGAUCGCAGACGAACAUGCGAGGAACUCCAAGAAGUACCAGGAGGACAUGGGAGACGUGGAGCAGCUCAAGCACAGGGUGGACCUGGAGGCCGGGAAGCAGCUUCCACGCAUCUUUGGAGACAUCCCCACCAAGCUUGUCGGUGUACCUUUGGAAGACCUUGACCCGUUUUACUUCAAGAACCAGAGAACAUUCGUAGUGCUGAACAAGGACAAAGCCAUCUUCCGGUUCAGCGCCACCUCGGCCCUGUAUAUUUUCAGCCCCUUUCAUCCCAUCAGAAGAAUCUCAAUAAGAAUUUUAGUACACUCGUUGUUCAGUCUCUUCAUCAUGUGCACAAUAUUGACCAACUGUUGCUUCAUGGCCAUGUCCGAACCAGCUCAGUGGGCCAAAUACCUUGAGUACACUUUCACCGGCAUAUACACGUUCGAGUCAAUGAUAAAGAUCCUGGCGAGAGGGUUCUGCUUCGGCCCAUUCACCUUCCUGAGGGACCCCUGGAAUUGGCUGGACUUCAGCGUGAUCAUCAUGGCAUACGUCACAGAAUUCGUGGACCUGGGCAAUGUGUCAGCACUUAGAACGUUCCGGGUGCUCCGAGCCCUGAAGACCAUCUCCGUCAUUCCAGGCCUGAAAACCAUCGUGGGUGCCCUGAUCCAGUCCGUGAAGAAGCUUGCAGACGUCAUGAUCCUCACCAUGUUCUGCCUGAGCGUCUUCGCCCUCAUCGGCCUGCAGCUCUUCAUGGGCAUGCUGAGGCAGAAAUGCAUCCGCAACCCCGAACACUGCAUCAAUGCCACCACCAACGGCAGCGACACCUUCCAGUGUGACAACCGAACCUGGGACUCCCUUGAGGACUUCCUGAACGAUGAAGAUAACUACUACAAGGUGGAAGGAGCGAAGGACGCCUUAAUAUGCGGGAACAGCAGCGAUGCUGGGAAAUGUCCAGAUGGGUUUGAAUGCUUGAAAGCAGGAAGGAACCCAAACUAUGGCUACACCAGUUUUGACAGCUUCGGGUGGGCGUUUCUCGCUCUGUUUCGCCUGAUGACGCAGGACUACUGGGAAAACCUCUACCAGCAGACUCUUCGCUCUGCAGGAAAGACCUACAUGAUCUUCUUCGUGCUGGUGAUCUUCCUGGGCUCCUUCUACUUGGUGAACCUGAUCCUGGCCGUGGUGGCCAUGGCCUAUGAGGAGCAGAACCAGGCGACCAUCGCUGAGGCUUGGCAAAAGGAGCAUGAGUUCCAAAUGGCGAUGGAGCAGCUGCGCCGGGAGCAACAGGCGAUAUCACAAAGGGCCCAUGAGACAGACUCCAUCCGAUCGCCAGAAGUUUCUCCCUUCACUUUGAGAGAUUCCAAAGUCCGGAAGAAACGGAGGAAAUCCCAGAGAUCCCCAUCGGAAGUGACAGAAGCUGAUGUGGAUGAAAAGAAUUUGGACUUGACUGAUGGGCCAAAAAUGCAGCACCUCCUUGUCCAGACCCUGUCAUCUCACCCUCUGAGCGCCAGAAGAGGAAGUCAGGUCAGUAUCUUCACCUUCCGGCUCCGCAAGGACUCGGAAGCGGAAGGCGACUACCUGGACACCCGGAGUGGCACCGGCUCUACGCCCAUUGCCUGGCCUAAACGACGGACAAGCAACCAAAGCAUGGGAAGCUAUGGCUCCCAGGUUUUCACGCCCACCCUGACCAUCAACGGUAGACUAGCUGUGGACCAGAACGGGGUCAACUGCUUGGGGCUGACUGUGCCACCAAGUCCCUUGGUGAAAUUCUGGGAUGGCAGUAGGUCCCCACGGCUGAGCGAGGCAAGUGGCUCACUGUACCCUGAGAGGCUGUCCCCGGACUUACUGGAGGAGCCCUUCUCCAGGAACAGACAGCCCAGCACAGCCAGUUUCCUCUCUGAUGCCAUGGAAGAACUGGAGGAGUCCCGGCAGAAGUGCCCCCCCUGCUGGUACAUAUUUGCCCAUAAGUACCUCAUCUGGGACUGCUGCCCCAUGUGGCUGAAGGUGAAAGAGUUGGUCACGUUUGUGGUGAUGGAUCCGUUCAUGGACCUGGCCAUCACAGUGUGCAUCGUCCUGAACACCCUCUUCAUGGCAUUGGAGCAUUACCCCAUGACAGAUGAGUUCAACAAGAUGCUUUCCGUGGGCAAUCUGGUCUUCACGGGCAUUUUCACAGCUGAGAUGGGGAUGAAGAUCAUCGUCCAGGAUCCUUACCUGUACUUCCAGCAGGGCUGGAACAUCUUUGACAGCGUCAUCGUCUGCCUCAGUCUGAUGGAGCUCGGUCUCUCCAAAGUGGGGGGGCUCUCUAUUUUGCGCUCCUUCAGAUUGUUGAGGGUCUUCAAGUUGGCAAAGUCCUGGCCCACCCUGAACACACUGAUCAAGAUCAUCGGCAACUCUGUGGGCGCACUGGGGAACCUGACCCUGGUGCUGGCCAUCAUCGUCUUCAUCUUUGCUGUGGUGGGGAUGCAGCUUUUUGGGAAGAACUAUCAGGACUGUGUCUGCAAGAUCUCCAAGGACUGCAUCCUGCCCCGAUGGCACAUGAAGGACUUCUUCCACUCUUUCCUCAUCGUCUUCCGGGUCCUGUGCGGCGAGUGGAUUGAGACCAUGUGGGACUGCAUGGAGGUGGCCGGCCAGCCCCUCUGCCUCCUCGUCUUCAUGCUCGUCAUGGUGAUCGGGAACCUUGUGGUGCUGAACCUCUUCCUGGCUCUGCUCCUGAGCUCCUUCAGCUCCGAUAACCUGUCAGCUCCGGAUGAGGACGGCGAGAUGAACAACCUGCAGGUGGCCCUCGCCCGCAUCCAUCGUGGCCUACACUGGCUGAGACAGGGCCUCUGUGCCGUCAUCCACGGUGACCUGAAGGCGCGCCAGAAGAGGAGCAAAGAGGCCCGGGCCUCGAUGAGGAUGAAGCGCGUGGGAAGCAAACCUGAGGCCAACGGUACCGUGCCCGGCAUGGGCCGGCUAGAGGAACGGCACGCCAUUCCUGAAGGUGAAGGUCACGAGACCCGGCCCAACAUCGGCAUUCCCAUUGCCACAGUGGAAUCCGAUGAUGACAUUCCGCCGGGUGAUGCGGUUGAAGAAAAUGUGGAGAAGCCUUCAGAGGAUGUGGACAGCAAACAGCAGAAGGACACGAUCAGCUUGUCAGAGGGCAGCACCGUGGACCUGAGGAAGCCCGGAGAGGAAGCUGACGAAUUGUCUGAGGCAGAUGAAGAGGCCACAGAUCCUGAAGACUGCUUCCCUGAGGCAUGUGCACAGCACUUCCCCUGCUAUGAUGUCGACACCACACGUGGGGUAUGCCAAGUCUGGUGGCGUCUCCGGAAGACCUGCUACCAGAUAGUGGAGCACAACUGGUUUGAGACCUUCAUCAUCUUUAUGAUCCUUCUCAGCAGCGGAGCCCUGGCAUUUGAGGACAUUUACAUAGACCAAAGGAAAGUGGUGAAGGUGGUUUUGGAGUUCGCAGACAAGGUGUUCACCUACGUGUUUGUUCUGGAGAUGUUCCUCAAGUGGAUAGCUUAUGGCUUUAAGAAGUACUUCACCAAUUACUGGUGCUGGCUCGAUUUUCUGAUUGUCGACGUAUCCUUGGUAAGCCUCGUAGCAAAUUCACUUGGAUACUCUGACUUGGCUGCCAUCAAAUCCCUCAGGACCCUCCGGGCUCUCAGACCAUUAAGAGCGCUAUCUAGAUUUGAAGGCAUGCGGGUGGUUGUAAAUGCCUUGAUUGGCGCCAUACCCUCCAUCAUGAACGUCCUACUGGUGUGUCUGAUAUUCUGGCUGAUCUUCAGCAUUAUGGGAGUGAACCUCUUUGCGGGCAAGUUCGGGAAGUGCGUGAACCGAACGGGAUUUAUAUACAAUGCCUCCAUCGUCAAUAACAAAUCCGACUGCCUAGCAAUGAACGACACGCAGUUCUACUGGACCAAGGUGAAAGUCAACUUUGACAACGUGGGAGCUGGCUAUCUCUCGCUUCUGCAAGUCGCAACUUUUAAAGGCUGGAUGGAAAUUAUGUAUGCAGCAGUGGACUCACGUGCUGUAGAGGAACAACCCAUCAAGGAAGUCAACCUGUACAUGUACCUGUACUUUGUAAUCUUCAUCAUCUUUGGAUCGUUCUUCACCUUGAAUCUCUUCAUUGGUGUCAUCAUUGACAACUUCAAUCAACAAAAAAGAAAGUUAGGUGGACAGGAUAUUUUCAUGACAGAGGAACAGAAGAAAUACUACAAUGCUAUGAAGAAGCUGGGAUCUAAGAAACCACAAAAGCCAAUUCCAAGACCUACGAAUAUACUGCAAGGAUUCUGCUUCGACUUAGUGUCAAAGCAAGCCUUUGACAUCAUGAUCAUGAUGCUGAUCAUCUUUAACAUGGUGACAAUGAUGGUGGAGACAGAUGAGCAGAUAGACUACAUGCAGAUCAUCCUCAACAAGAUCAACCUGGUCUUCAUUGUCAUCUUCACCAUGGAAUGCGUCCUCAAGAUCAUCGCCCUUCGGCACUACUUCUUCACUAUUGGGUGGAACAUAUUUGACUUUGUCGUAGUCAUUCUCUCCAUAGUGGGUAUCGUUCUUGCUGACAUUAUACAAAAAUACUUUGUGUCGCCAACCCUUUUCAGAGUCAUCAGACUCGCAAGAAUAGGACGCGUCCUCCGACUUAUACGUGGAGCCAAAGGGAUACGAACUUUACUCUUUGCCUUAAUGAUGUCGUUGCCGGCAUUGUUUAAUAUUGGGCUCCUGCUUUUUCUCGUCAUGUUCAUCUAUGCCAUAUUUGGCAUGGCCAAUUUUGCUUAUGUGAAGAAACAGGGAGGAAUCGACGACAUGUUUAACUUUGAGACUUUUGGGAACAGCAUGAUCUGCCUCUUUCAGAUCACCACCUCGGCUGGAUGGGACAGUCUGCUCAAUCCCAUUCUGAACAAUUCUCCAGAAGAGUGCAACCCCAACAUUACCAACACUGGCACCAGCACUAAAGGGAAUUGUGGCAAUCCCUCAGUAGGCAUUGCAUUCUUUGUUAGCUAUAUCAUCAUCUCCUUUCUUAUUGUUGUGAACAUGUACAUAGCCAUCAUACUGGAGAACUUCAGCGUGGCCACGGAGGAGAGCACAGAGCCUCUGAGUGAGGAUGACUUUGAGAUGUUCUAUGAGGUCUGGGAGAAGUUCGACACAGAGGCCACCCAAUUUAUUGAAUACUCCAUGCUCUCCAACUUUGCAGACUCCUUGCGAGAGCCACUGCGAAUCCCCAAGCCCAACAAGAUCAAACUCAUCUCGAUGGACUUACCCAUGGUCAGUGGGGACAGAAUCCACUGUCUCGACAUCUUGUUCGCAUUCACGAAAAGGGUCUUGGGAGAGUCUGGGGAAAUGGACGCCCUGAAGCAGCAGAUGGAGGAGAAGUUCAUGAUGGCCAACCCCUCCAAAAUGUCCCAUGAGCCCAUCACCACCACCCUGCGAAGGAAGCAGGAGGAGGUGUCCGCCAUCGUAAUUCAGAGGUCAUACAGGAGGCACCUAAUGCGAAGGCACUUGAAGCAGGCUUCUUUUCUCUACCGCAAGAUCAACAGCGAUCACCCCACUGAUGAGGAAGACGCUCCUGAGAAGGAGGGACUUAUAGCCUCCAUGAUCAAGGAACACUACGGCCAGGACAUGGAAAUAAUGGAGACAAUGUCCUCCACCUCUUCACCACCAUCUUACGACAGUGUGACGAGGGCUACUGGUGGCCUUUACCAAGUUCUGAUACCUGAAUCCAUCAAUAAUGAGCAGACUGAAGCCUACCGGCCCACAGAGAGAGACCAUUAAAUGUAAUACUGAGACGUAAUUUAAAGACUGUCACAUUUUUUACAGGAUUUACUAAAACCCAAGCAACACUGACUCAGUCUCAAUGUGAAACCUCAGGGUUUCGUACAAUAAUGUAUCUGAUUUUUUAAAAUGCAGAGGGGAAAAUGUAAAAACAUAAAAACACUUUACACAGCUUACAUUGACUGUGCUGAACAACUAUUUGCAUGAACGACAUGUGCGGGGUUACUACAGUUAUAUUACUAAUGUAAUUAUUUAAUAGGCAAAAAAUUACAAUUCCUCAAUAUUUACUAAAUAUGCCUGGCUGUAUAUGUUUAUUAAAGGUCUUAUAA
Paramormyrops kingsleyae is the source of this 6781-nucleotide messenger RNA. RefSeq names its product sodium channel protein type 5 subunit alpha-like. Gene Ontology annotation, cellular component: voltage-gated sodium channel complex; plasma membrane. Lineage: Eukaryota; Metazoa; Chordata; Actinopteri; Osteoglossiformes; Mormyridae. The record is from RefSeq and is a predicted model, not a curated record. Gene Ontology annotation, molecular function: protein binding; voltage-gated sodium channel activity. Gene Ontology annotation, biological process: neuronal action potential; membrane depolarization during action potential; sodium ion transmembrane transport.